Messenger RNA from Drosophila albomicans, 1003 nucleotides. RefSeq names its product wnt inhibitor of Dorsal protein (gene wntD). The record is from RefSeq and is a predicted model, not a curated record. Gene Ontology annotation, molecular function: frizzled binding; cytokine activity. Gene Ontology annotation, biological process: multicellular organism development; canonical Wnt signaling pathway; cell fate commitment. The transcript has a single exon. Lineage: Eukaryota; Metazoa; Arthropoda; Insecta; Diptera; Drosophilidae. Gene Ontology annotation, cellular component: extracellular region. The coding region runs from base 27 to 953 and encodes 308 amino acids.
AAGACAACAACACACAACAUAUCACGAUGUUCUACACACUUCAAAUUCUACUGAGCUUGGCCAGCAUGACGAUGUCAGCUCAUGUUGCGGAUCCUGGAAGUUACUAUCGCUACAGCACACAGUUUCAGGCGCCUCUAUCCUGGGACUCCCUCAUUGCCAGCAGUCUAGAGCGAGCCAUCGAAAGCUGUCAGCAGAGCUUCAAAUGGCAACGUUGGAAUUGCCCUAGCGUGGACUUCAUCAAGCGACGCACUGCACCCAGCGAAGCGCUCAAAUUGAAUCGGGAGGAUGUCUAUGUGGCCAGCAUUGCAAUGGCCUCCAUUGUGCACACACUGACCACGGACUGUGCCAAUGGCGUCAUCGCUGGCUGCGGCUGCAAGGAUACGCCUUGCGCCCAUGAGCCGGCCAAGGCUCUGCAGCUCUAUGAGCAGCACUUUGGCCUUGGCGUCGGUGCAAUUGCGCACAAUCAGCGCGUGGUGGGCGCUCUGCUGGAGCAGUCCAUGGAGCAGGAGUGCCAUUGUAAGCGGCAAGACGCACAGGGCAAGUGCCUGGAGGAGCAGUGCGUGCAGGUACUGAAGCCUUUCGACAUAGUGGCCCAGGAGUUGCAGCAGAUGUACGACGAUGCCAUACAACUGGACGGCACCACCAGCAAUCUCAAGAUCAUGUGGCAAAACAUUCCACUCGACUCGCUCGUCUACAUGGAGGACUCACCCAACUACUGCGAGCCCGAAGCCAGCGGUCGCUGGCCAGGCACACGCGGACGCCAGUGCUCCAAGACUGGUGGCAACUCGAUGGAGGAGCGUCUCUCCUGCCAGCAGCUGUGCCGCGUCUGCGGCUUCCGUGUGCGAUCUCAGCAUGUUCGCCACGAGCGCAGAUGCAACUGUAAGCUGGUCUGGGGAUUUCGAUUGCAGUGCGAUGUUUGCGUGCAACUAGAGCGCCAAUACAGUUGCUACUAGAAGAGAAAUUGAGAGAGAGAGAGAGAGAGAGGAAGAGAGACUGAGCCAUU